CGAGCGACGACGGCGAUCCGUUACAGCUGUGAGCUGUGCGCGGAGCUCGCGCACAUCUCCGAGAAGGACCUCAACGAUGUCCAUCGAUCGUUCGUUAUGGCCGCCCGAGGUAUUGCACGACGGAUUGCUGCAUGGGAGAAAGAACGCUCGUCGGAGACACAUCAACAUGUCCAUUCGGUGACGUCGUCUGGAGGACCUGUUAUCCCGAAGAACACGACCGGCGCGCUAUGGAAAUUGCUGCUAUCAACGCUGAUCGUAACAACUGGUCUUGGGACAAGGAUGCAGGUAGAGGCUGCAAGAAAGCUGCUGUCCUAUGGCAAGCCUUCGCGACCAAGUGGCGGGAGACUCAUAUGGGCGACACCCCGACCCUUGAUCUAAGCGAUAUCGGGGCGAUAUCAACUCUCCCGAUCCUCACCAACACCGUGCUCAUCCGUGACUGCUACCGGGAGGCCGAGAAGGUGGUUUGGCGUCGUGCGGCGGGAUUUGGUUUUGGUGGGGGAGUGAUUUUCACCGGUCAACCUGGCAUCGGCAAGACCGCUUUCCUGUGGUACCUCCUUGUCCGCCUCCUGCAGCAGGGGCAGGUCAUCCUUUUCCAUCUACCAUGUCCUUCAUGCUUGCUGUUCUAUUUCGAUCGCGUCUACCGGCUCAACCAGGAUGAUGCAAUACUUCCCCGGAUGCGAUAGCUUUCAAAGUCCCGUUUUUCUGCGCAUCGUGACUGGUGUUUUACCAGAUUAGGGCUGCAGCCUAGGUUCGGUACGGUUCAAGAACAAUUACAGCAGUACCUGGCGCCGUGGCCCAGCAACCCUCCGGAACCGUUAGGAUGGAACACUGCCGUGCUGGGGCACCUCAGAUCAGUCUAUAAAGAAGGUUCUCCCGAAUCUGUUAACGAAGUCAUCGACGCCGUUCUGGACAAAGUGAUCGCGAAUUUUGGUCACAUUCCUCGGGACGUUUUCCAAGCGGUCCUCAUCGACUUCGAGGGUGUUCAAGCGCAUCAUAUGGAGGCUGUUAACUAUACAUGUGAAGAGAUCAUCGAGAUGCUCACCGCGGUCACAGGCCUCUAUGACGUUUCGAUGUCGGACCAUCGCUCUGACGGCGUGGUCGUCGUCUCCCCCUGUACGCAAGUUGGGACUUCGGUCAGAUGGGCCGCUGAAUUCAAGUCUCCUUGGAUCGCA
Dichomitus squalens LYAD-421 SS1 is the source of this 1172-nucleotide messenger RNA. RefSeq lists its product as uncharacterized. Bases 132 to 683 code for a protein of 183 amino acids. Lineage: Eukaryota; Fungi; Basidiomycota; Agaricomycetes; Polyporales; Polyporaceae. The record is from RefSeq and is a predicted model, not a curated record. The transcript has 3 exons.